This is a messenger RNA of Habropoda laboriosa, 1545 nucleotides long. Its product is annotated as pancreatic lipase-related protein 2-like. Gene Ontology annotation, biological process: lipid metabolic process. Gene Ontology annotation, molecular function: lipase activity; carboxylic ester hydrolase activity. Lineage: Eukaryota; Metazoa; Arthropoda; Insecta; Hymenoptera; Apidae. The record is from RefSeq and is a predicted model, not a curated record.
AUGAAACUGAUGUUGGUAAAACAUUGGAUCCUUCUGAUGAUCCUAAACCUUUGGGUCGUUGAAGCUAAACGUACCAUGAAACUUCUUCCUGGACGGAGUAGAGUGACGUUAAGUCGGAUAAAAGCGAACCGUCAGACUCUCAAACCUACAAUCUGCUUUGAUUUAGUUGGAUGUUUUGCGGAUCCGAUGGGUAAAUUGGCGUUUCAAAAGCCACCAGAGCAUCCCAGCGUGAUUCAGACGAGAUUUUUACUGUACACUCGUUCGAAUCGAGAUGCUCCCGAGAGCCUGCUGUACGGUGAUGAUUUUAAAUCUAUUCUCAAAUCGCGAUUCAAUUCGACGAGACAUAUGAAAGUUGUGAUACACGGCUACAAAGGAAGCGGGAGCGAUGUUGGCGCGGUGCGCUUGGUACAGGGUUUACUAGAUUUGGAGGACCUGAACGUUUUGGUAAUCGACUGGACAAGAGGAGCGGCAACGACCUAUUCGGCAGCAGUGGCAAAUACCGAACUUGUAGGUCGACAAUUAGGCUUGGUUCUUUUAGACACUAUCAAUUUGGGCACGCUUCCUGAAAACAUUCACGUGAUUGGCUUCAGUCUUGGAGCUCACGUUGCCGGUUGUGCCUCUGAAAUCCUCAAGAGGAGGAAAAUUCUCGUGGGUCGUAUAAGUGGCCUAGAUCCUGCGUCACCAUUUUUCAGGAAUCAUCUGUUUAGGGAAAAGUCUAGAAAGCUAGAUGCCACAGAUGCUCAAUUGGUUGAUGUGAUUCACAGCUUUGCAGACGGGUUUGGACUUUUGAAGCCACUUGGUCACAUUGAUUUCUUCCCGAACGGUGGUAGAGAACAGCCUGGCUGUAACGAUGUGAAAAAUUCUGUCGUUUUUAGCCAUUUGAAUGAGGAUAUGUUGACUAAAGAAAUUGCUUGCAGUCAUUUGCGAGCUUGGUCGUAUUUUUUGGAAAGUGUACGCAUGACAAAUCCCACCUGUAAUUUCACUGCCUGGCCUUGUCCCAAAGGAAGAAGAUCGUACGCGAAUGGAAUGUGUUUCCCCAUGGAAUCUACAAUGUGGUCUCAAGAGAUGGGCUACAGAGCUAAUCGAGGCCCCUUAGGAAUUUAUUAUUUGCCUACGACAGAGAAAGAACCCUUUUGUGGCCAGCCACUGAGAGCAUCGGUGAUAACUUCCAAAGAUGCGCCAGAAACCUCGGGGAUAUUAUUUAUAAAAUCUAUGCAACGUAAUUCAAUGAUAAAUUACAGGCUUCGGUACGCAAUAUCGAGCCGGAAAAACAAAUCGAUGACGUUUUACAAUAUCGCUGCAGCGGAGUUCCAACUUUCAUCGAGUAAUCAGAUAACGAUAAACACAACCGUUUGGUAUGAGAAGAGUAAAGGUGAUGAUAAUGAAGAUACAAUUAGAAAACCUAUCUCCGAUGCAUUGUUCGUGAACAAAGUUGUUAUUGAAGAUAGAAAGGGCAAUAAGUGGGAAUAUUGCAGCCCAAAUACUCCCGUAAACCUAGAGCAAAAAAUGAUGAUUUUGCGCCGUCAGCAAUGUGAUUUAUCGUAG